UAAGCCAAUCAGAGACCAACUUUGUAAUUGGUAUCAAGGAAAGAGGCCAACUGCUAGGGAAAUAUGCAGCUCUAGGAAAUAUAUAAAAAGGCCCGAGGUGGAAGUCACAGCCAAAACUCAGAAAUUUCUCCAAGCAACCCAACUCUCAACCCAACUCUUGACACCAUGGCCUGCUGCCACACCAGCUUCUGUGGGUUUCCCAGCUGCUCCAUCGAUAAGACCUGUGGCUCCAACAGCUGCCAGCCACGCUGCGGUGAGACCAGCUGCUGCCAGCCAAGCUGCUUUGAGACCAGCUGCCAGCCACGCUGCUCUGAAACCAGCAGCUGCCAGCCAACUUGCCUCCAGAGCAGCUACUGCGGGACUGGCUGUGGCAUUGUUGGUGGCAUCAGCUCUGGCCAGGAAGGUGGCAGUGGAGCUGUGAGCUACCGUGUCAGGUGGUGCCGCCCAGACUGCCGGGUGGAGGGCACCUCCCUGCCCCCGUGCUGUGUGGCGAGCUGCAUCCCCCCAUCCUGCUGCCAGCUGUACCAGGCCCAGGCCUCCUGCUGCCGUCCAUCCUACUGUGGACAGUCCAGCUGCCGCCAAGUCUGCUGCUGCCAGCCCAUCUGCUCUGAGCCCAUCUGCUAAAGGCCAGGUUGCUGAUCAGUUAAGAAUGAAAGGAGGAGGGUAGGAAAACUGCACUCACCUGAAGUGUUCAAUUUUCUCUUGAAUGCUAGGUAUCAUCUAUGAAAAAUAACGAAAUCUUAGGGACCCCUUAGAUGUGCUUAACUCACUGAAAACAGGCAUCAAGCAGAGUGUUCCAUGUCAUCUAUCUGGCUUCAGCAGGGCACCAGCAUGGCCAGUUCUUCAUUCCAGUGACAUCACUGGUCUCCUCCCUAUUUCUUCAUCUUCAUGCAUUUCCAGACCUGCUUUCUCCUUGAAUGUCUUCUGUGAAUUUCAAAUAAAAUGUUUAAAUGUGCAAAGCAAACUGAGUUACUGUCCUCCUUCUACCUUUAAGCUUGACUAACUGUAGCUCGAAUUCAAGAAGGGUGGAUUUGUGUUUUGAUGAUACACAUAAAAUCUAAACUAGGAAGACCAAAUAUAAAUUAAAUUAUGCUCGAGUCCAUCAGUUAACCAAGUGCCCUGUGCAUUAAAUAGUCUUUAUAGUUCCUCAAAUGCUCACGUGCCCUAGCAUAUUACAAUUAGGUCUAGAUUGAUAAGGCCACUUUCAGUUAAAAUUUUCAGGUUGAUCAAAGCUAUGGUAUUCCUAUCUAGAUGUUAUGGAUAACAUCUUUAAUCUCUUUCCAUUUAGUACACUAAAUGUUCUCUUCCAUGCAUGCCCAAUAUGUAAAGAAAUUUUAAGACCUACGAAAUAAAUUUUAAAUGUACAGCUACCAGAUACCAUUUCUAAGAGCACUUAGCUUCUUCCUAUGCCUUAGUCUAUCACAUUCUUCCCACUGGUCUCCAAAUUGCUUUCUAUAUGUCACUUCUCGAA
Loxodonta africana (African savanna elephant) is the source of this 1471-nucleotide messenger RNA. Its product is annotated as keratin-associated protein 1-1-like. Bases 166 to 624 code for a protein of 152 amino acids. Gene Ontology annotation, cellular component: keratin filament. Lineage: Eukaryota; Metazoa; Chordata; Mammalia; Proboscidea; Elephantidae. The record is from RefSeq and is a predicted model, not a curated record. The transcript has a single exon.